This is a messenger RNA of Solea solea (common sole), 3296 nucleotides long. RefSeq lists its product as uncharacterized. Gene Ontology annotation, molecular function: electron transfer activity. The transcript has 11 exons. The coding region runs from base 211 to 1689 and encodes 492 amino acids. The record is from RefSeq and is a predicted model, not a curated record. NCBI's taxonomy places the organism in Eukaryota, Metazoa, Chordata, Actinopteri, Pleuronectiformes, Soleidae. Gene Ontology annotation, biological process: cell redox homeostasis; intracellular signal transduction.
AGGCAGAUAACAUGGAUGAGCCUGCGCAGUGGUGAUGACACACUGUGCUGUUGUCAAUGCAGCAGAUUACUUUACCUUCUUCUAAACGACCUUCUACUCGUUAACAGGUUCGUUCAAGCAGACUUACAGGUCUUCGCUUGACUAACACUUUGUAAUUAACAGGACGAAGAGGGUCUAUGCAGAUGUAUUGAGGGAGUCUAACUCAGAAAGAUGGAGGAAUCCGCAGACAAAGCUUUGGGUCGAGUGACCGUGUACUCCAUCCAAGGCUGCCCACACUGCUUGCAGGCUAAAGCCACCCUUAAGAAAUUGGAAGUACCAGUAUGUGACGUGGAUUUGGGCCGGCAUCCAGAGCUGAGAGCCACAGUGAAAGAGUUAACAGGACGCAGCACGGUCCCUCAGAUCUUCUUCAACAACAUACACGUGGGAGGCAAUGAUGAUCUGCAGAAAUUGGCUCCUGAGGAGCUUCAGAGGUUGGUAAGUGUGGUUAAGGAAGUGCCUCUUCCAGCAGAUGCUCCACCAUUGCCAGAGGGGGAUCAGUCAGAGGAUGAGGCUGGAGAGACUGAUGGAGAGUUUGUGUGUGAGAAAGAUGAACUGGCCGACCUGGUAGCAGACCUCAAACAUGGCAGUGUGAUUGGCAGUCAAAGGAGGGGGCUGACUUUAUACAAAAAGAGCUUCUCGGGGGCUCAUUUGGUUGAAUGGCUGCAGAAAGAGAAAGGCAUGGCCAUGGCUGAGGCCUGUAACACUGGUCAGGCAUUGUUGGAGAAGAAGUACAUGGUCAGUGUGCAUGGCAGUGGGCAGCAGGAUGGCACUUUUGGAGAAGGGAAAGACUCCAUGGACACACUGUACAGGCUGCUGGAGGAUGACCCUCAUUCAGCCCUCAACGCAGGACAAACUGCAAGUUGCACUCCAUUACAGGCUGGCGAGCUGUCGUUGCUUUUACGGGAGAUGAUUUUGAAGCUGUUCUCUGAGCAUCUCUCUGCCGAUGGCAAGUCUGUGGACUACAAGGGCAUGUCGGCGAACCCUGUGUUCGAGCGCUACUGUGAGCUAGCCAUUCAGCUGCAGAGGGUGGAGCUGCUUUCGUUGAGCAGAGAGGAGAAGCUGGCGUUCUUCAUCAACAUCUACAAUGCCUUGGUCAUCCACGGGGCCCUACGCCUCGGGGUCCCCACCAACAUAUGGCAAAGAUACAGAUUCUUCAACUAUGUGAGCUACCUGAUUGGAGGAGAGGUUUUCACAUUACAGGACAUCGAGAACGGUGUUCUGCGAGGGAACAGAAAAGGUCUCGCGCAGUUUUGCAGGCCCUUCUCCAAAACAGACCCGCGGCUACAAGUGGCUCUCCCUCACGUUGAGCCCCUCAUUCACUUUGCGUUGAACUGCGGCGCCAAGGGCUGCCCGCCGAUUAAAACGUACACGCCACAGGACAUUGACAGCCAGCUCCGCACGGCAGCUGAAGCCUUCCUGGAGAAUGACGAUGGCUGCGUGGUGGAUUCUGGGAAAGGGGAAGUGAGACUCAGCCAGUUGUUCAAGUGGUACAAGGCUGACUUUGGAAGCACCGAUGAGAACCUGCUGAACUGGGUGCUGGAGCACAUGGGCGACUCGCCGAAGAAGACCAGCCUACAGGGCGUCCUGUCUGCAGGGAAAACCAAAGUCACCUUCCUCCCUUAUGACUGGAGCUCCAACAGCACCCACUGAGCUGAAACACGCGCAUACAAACACACUGAGCUACACACACUUCGUCUUCUUGCAUCUGUCCACUUUCUGCUGAGCCGCAUCUACAGUACAUAAAAACCCAGAUGGUCGGCGAUGGCGUGUUUUUUCGCCAAGUACAGCCCCACUGGUCCCCAGCUUCAUGCAAAUUUUUUAAUGCAAAAACUUGAAUCCAAAGAGGAAGGGGGCGUGUUUACACUAUACCACUGAUCACACCUGUCUUGCUAUAUAUGAUACUGUAAACCCCUACAAGCCAUGUUUGGAAGUCGUCUAAAAUAUACAGGUUUUUAGUUUUUGCCUAGUUCAGAAAAACAGGAUGUUUACAGACGUUUUGUACUGCAACAGCACGUUUAUAUAAUUUGAUAAAACAGCACUUCAAGUGUAUUGACUUUGCUUAUAAUGCUUAUAUAUAAAAAUAGUUAAUAAAUCAAUAAAUUAUUUUAAAAACACAUUUCCGUCAACCAAUAUGGUUUUCUGGCUUAGUCUUUAAGCACCACAUCAGCAACUCAGGGUCAAUAGAUGAUCAUGAUCCACACGUCCACAGCUGCUCAUGUACAGUGUCACAUUUGAUCCAAAUGCACCGCCGCUUCAAGCAUUUGAAACUUGCAAACCCACUAAUGCAAGUGUAGUGGGUUUGCAGAUUGUGCACAAAGCUGGUCCGUUAUUCCAGUAGCGCUUUCUGUGGCAAUGAGGAGAACCUGGAGGAUGAUCCAGGCCCGGACUUUAAAUGACAGCUACUGUGUUCUUGUCUAGAAGAGACACAGACAGAUGAAGUGUUCAGGCUUCAGCACGUUUUUUUUGUUUCUUUGUCUCUCGUCAGUUAGUCGUCGUUAGUUUUGAAUCCAGGUCUUCCAUUUUAAAACACAAAAGAGGUAAAACUGUGAUUUUUUUGAUUGUUAUUUAUAAAAAAAGAAAAGAAAAAAAAGUGAUAAGAUUAAGAAUUAUGGAAAUAUUUAAAUGCACUUGAACACUUGUCAUCUUAUUUGUACGAUUUCACUGUUGGAAAGUAUUGAUUUGUGUUUACCAUUUAUUCCAGCAUGUGUGCAAAAAAUCCCAAGUUAUCCAGUCUUAAAAAAUAUUUAGAAUCUCAUCAGAAGACAUAAGUACAAUUAAAUCAGGUUACAGUGCCCUUUCUUCGCUGGCCUCAAAACAUCCAUCCAAAGAUGAAUCCAUCAUUUGCUGCAUCAUGCUUUUUUUACGGUCAGUUGUAAGGAGUGUGCGACUUGGACACGCUACCGUGAAAGGGGUUGUUUUGUUUUUUGGAUUUGAUCUCAGGUUAAAAGACAACGUGAAAGGGAACAACAUCCAAGUCAUCAGUUGUUGUUGUAAGCAUGUGUCACAACUGAAAUGCAUUAGCUGCAUGUUAAAAUGUGAACGCCUCAUGUGUUCUCUACACUUUUUCUUUUUAACACACACACACCAUCAGUGUCAUUGCAACCUUACCUCAUGUUCUAGGAAAAUCUGAUGCAAAACUUUGUCGAGAGAAGCAAUUCUGAUAUAUUUACUGUUUACCUCGUUCUUGGGGAUAUUUCAGCAAUAUGAGUGGUAAAUAAUAUGCAAUGCUAAAUACAAUAAAGUCUAUAUCUACAGUA